CAGUUUAAAGAUGUUAUUAUCAAGUCUCGCGAUGUAUACAUAAAAUCGCGAGACCUUGUUGCUCCGCUAUCAGUGCUAAAUUGGAAGUUGAACUUGCCUGCAGGGUUGCCGAACCAUGCCUGAACAGAGCGGUAAGGUCCAGACAGUGUUGGGUCUGAUAGAGCCCGAUCAGCUGGGCCGCACCAUGACCCACGAACACCUUACGAUGACGUUUGAGUGCAGCCAUGUUCCCCCGGCACCCGGAGAUGAGGGUCUUGCUGCAGCUCCCAUUGAGAUGAAGCAUCUUCACUGGUUGCAGCAGAAUCCUUACUGCCACAAUGAGAACCUGCUGUUGAAUCAAGAGAUCGAAACAGUGAAGGAAGAGCUGUUGUCUUACCGUAAAGCAGGAGGAGGAUCCAUAGUGGAGAACACCACCACGGGCAUCACCCGAAACCUGCCUGCUCUGAGGCAGCUGGCUAAAGAGACGGGUGUGCAUAUCAUAGCCGGAGCAGGGUACUACGUGGACGUGACCCACUCUGAUGAGACAAGAAAGAUGACGGUUGAGAAGCUUACUGAUAUCAUUGUCAGUGAGGUCCUUCAUGGAGCAGACGGUACUGAUAUCCGCUGUGGUGUGAUUGGAGAGAUCGGUACUAGCUGGCCAAUCACAGAGAGUGAGAAGAAGGUCCUGCGAGCCACCGCUCACGCUCAGACUCAACUCGGCUGCCCGGUCAUCAUCCACCCCGGACGGAACGAAGCCGCUCCUGGGGAGGUCAUCCGCAUUCUGCAAGAAGCAGGUGGAGAUAUCUCCAAAACAGUCAUGUCUCAUCUUGACAGGACCAUAUUUGAUCAGCAAAAAUUACUGGAGUUUGCAAAGAUGGGGAGCUACCUUGAAUAUGACCUCUUUGGCACAGAGUUGCUGAAUUACCCAUUCAACCUGUAUGUUGACAUGCCCAGCGACAGCCAGAGAGUUCAGAACUUGGCUUUCCUGAUCAGGGAAGGGUAUGAAGACAGAAUCCUCAUUGCCCAUGAUAUUCACACCAAGCACCGACUGACCAAGUAUGGCGGCCAUGGCUUCUCCCACAUCCUGAAGAAUAUUGUUCCCAAAAUGCUGUCUCGAGGUAUCGCUCAGAACCAGGUGGACAAAAUACUGAUAGAGAAUCCCAAACAAUGGCUGAGAUUUAAAUAAACCAGCUGCCUUAAAAAUCAUCAAGUAAACAUACCAAAAAUAAUUUCAAAUUUGUAUUGCUAGGAACACUGUUGUCCAGUUGAUUUUGGUGCUAAAUUCCUUACUUUGGUGAACAUUAAUACAUGUACACUCUUAAAAAUAGGUUCAAAAGGGGUUUUCAUAGCUACGCAUUUUGGGUUCCCCAAAUAAACUUUUAGCAGCUCUUAAAAGAACCAUUAGUUUGUUAUUAUUAAGAAUAUUUUAAUAAUCUAAGAACCUUUUAUAAAGAACCUUUUGUGCAGUGCAA
Carassius carassius (crucian carp) is the source of this 1451-nucleotide messenger RNA. Its product is annotated as phosphotriesterase-related protein-like. The record is from RefSeq and is a predicted model, not a curated record. Bases 116 to 1165 code for a protein of 349 amino acids. The transcript has 5 exons. Gene Ontology annotation, molecular function: zinc ion binding. NCBI's taxonomy places the organism in Eukaryota, Metazoa, Chordata, Actinopteri, Cypriniformes, Cyprinidae. Gene Ontology annotation, biological process: catabolic process.